Messenger RNA from Gastrolobium bilobum, 1185 nucleotides. RefSeq lists its product as uncharacterized. The coding region runs from base 1 to 1185 and encodes 394 amino acids. Lineage: Eukaryota; Viridiplantae; Streptophyta; Magnoliopsida; Fabales; Fabaceae. The transcript has a single exon. The record is from RefSeq and is a predicted model, not a curated record.
AUGGCGGAAGAUAACCAAAAUCCACCUGAAGAACUGAUGAGUCACUUCUUAAACCCUAAUUUCUCGCAUCCAACUGCGAGUAUUAGGAGACCUCAAAUCCAUGCCAACAACUUUGAAAUAAAAGCCUCUUUCCUGAAUUUAAUUCAAAGUAAUCUAUUCGAAGGAGACCCGAUCGAAGACCCAAACCGCCACAUUACUAAAUUCUUACAAUUGUGUAGCCUCAUCAAAGCUAAUGGGGUUCCUCCUGAAGAAAUCCGUUUGAUGAUGUUUCCCUUUUCUUUAAAAGGAAGAGCACUUAAUUGGCUGGAAUUGCAACCUGCUAAUAGCAUCUCCACGUGGGAAGAUUUGGUUGAGAAAUUCCAAAAGAAGUUCUUCCCAUUAUCCCGAUUCUCUGAGUUGAAGGAACAAAUUGACAACUUCAAGCAACUCGAAGGCGAAUCUCUGUGCGUAGGAUGGGGAAGAUUUAAAGAACUAAUCAGGAGAUGUCCCCAAUACGUUUUAUCUAAUGGCGAGAAGGUCCGAAUUUUCUACAAAGGAGUUACUCCGACUUAUCGAGUACUUCUUAACGCUGCAGCUGGAGGGAGUAUCGGAGAAAUCACUCCCACAAGGGCUAUUGAACUGAUUGAGAAGAUGUCAUCUGAAGAUAACGAGGUCACACCAGUUCAACCUAAGAAAGGAGUGUUGCAGUUAGACGGGUACGACGCUAUGUUAGCCAAACAAGACAAGAUGGAUCAAAGGUUAGAUUCACUUGUUAAACUCUUUACCCAAAAUCAAAUCUCUGCGGUUAAUUCGCAAUUUCCUAUAGUUUGCGACACUUGUGGUGGACCACACACUCCUGAAAACUGUGACGCUACAGUAACGAUUGAUCCGGCUCAGGUUCAUGGAAUCUGGAAUAACCAGAGGAGAGAAAAUCCUUAUGGAAAUACGUAUAAUCCGAGCUGGAGAAACCAUCCUGGUCUGUCAUACAAAUCUGGGCAUCAACAAAAUAAUACAAAUUUCCAACAAGAUCAACCUAAUCAGAAAGCCGCUUGGGAAGUUGCAUUUGAAAAGAUGGCCCAGUCUCAAACAAAUUUCGCAGAAGAAACGAGAGCAUCUUUUAAGAAUCAAGAAGCUUCCAUAAAGAAUCUGGAAAUUCAGAUUGGUCAGCUUGCCAAACAGAUAGAGGCCUCCAGGAACCUUUCCUAG